AGCGAUGCGAGAACAGCGAAUUCAUGUCGUGUAUUGACCCUAGCACAAUUUCUGAAUCUGCAUAAAUCCUUACGUCUUCUUCUACGGGAUGCCACCGAUGAGGCUUGUGGUGAAUUGCUUCGGAGCCGUAUUUUUGAUGCUCACAUUGACAGAGCAGCUGGAGCUAGUGAAUGCAUUAUAUGCCUGGAACGAACAGCAGACGUAAUACUGCCCUGUGUUCACACAUUCUGUAUGGUUUGCAUCGAACGGUGGAAAGGAAUCGGAAAGAGCUGGUGUCCACUUUGUCGUCAACCACUACAUCCGGAUGGAAAUGACGUCUGGGUGACGCCAGACAGUCCAGCUGGCGAUGAGCUCCGAAAUUACUUGUUAUCUCUGACCGAAUCUAGCUCAACUUCAGAUGUGCGUUAA
This is a messenger RNA of Gongylonema pulchrum, 408 nucleotides long. Lineage: Eukaryota; Metazoa; Nematoda; Chromadorea; Rhabditida; Gongylonematidae. The record is from the annotation of a GenBank genome assembly.